Messenger RNA from Notothenia coriiceps (black rockcod), 383 nucleotides. Its product is annotated as jouberin-like. NCBI's taxonomy places the organism in Eukaryota, Metazoa, Chordata, Actinopteri, Perciformes, Nototheniidae. Gene Ontology annotation, biological process: motile cilium assembly. The transcript is spliced from 2 exons. The record is from RefSeq and is a predicted model, not a curated record. The annotation marks the transcript as partial. Gene Ontology annotation, cellular component: ciliary basal body.
UGAAUAUAAUAUUAUUCUAUUACAACUUCUCAUGCUGUUUCCUGCAGCUGGUGGGCACUAACGGCGUGCUGAACAUCGACAGUAAGCUCCGCCUCCAGUUGUUCUGCCCCCCCGCCCGGGCCAAGCGGACCCCCGGCAGCAUCGAGGUGUUCGAGUGGUGGAGCAAGUUCCCCCGAAACAAGUACAGCUCCACGCUGUACGUCACCGUGAAGGGCAUCGCUCUGCCCGAGCACGUGGACCCGUGCAUGCGCUCCAUGAUGGCUCUGCAGGAGGAGCGGGGCAGCACCUCCUUCUUUGAGCUGCAGAGCGAGGCCACCAGGAGCCUGAUGCAGCCCCCCCACACCCUGCCCCCCCCGCCCAGGUGGAGCAGGCUGCCUGGACAG